This is a messenger RNA of Rhineura floridana, 2051 nucleotides long. Its product is annotated as carbonyl reductase [NADPH] 1-like. The transcript is spliced from 4 exons. Gene Ontology annotation, molecular function: carbonyl reductase (NADPH) activity. Bases 104 to 934 code for a protein of 276 amino acids. The record is from RefSeq and is a predicted model, not a curated record. Lineage: Eukaryota; Metazoa; Chordata; Lepidosauria; Squamata; Rhineuridae.
UUUUCCUCUCCCGCAGUCGCAGCAUUCUUCUGGCAAGCGCUGCUUAAGAUAUCCGCAUCUCUUUGAACUUUCUCGUCAGAUUGUGGGAGUUAGAGCAGGGAGAAUGUCUAGUACUCCAGUAGCUGUGGUGACUGGAUCCAACAAAGGUAUUGGGCUGGCCAUUGUGCAGGCUCUAUGCAAGCAGUUCACCGGGGAUGUGUACCUGACAGCCCGGGACAUCGAAAAGGGCAAGGCAGCAGUGGCAAAGUUGCAGGAAGAAGGGCUGAAGCCACUGUUUCAUCAGCUGGACAUCGCUGAUCUGCAGAGUAUUCGAACGCUUCGUGAUUUCCUGAAGGAGAAUUAUGGAGGAUUAAAUGUACUAGUCAAUAACGCAGGGAUUGCUUUCAAAGUUGCCGAUACAACUCCAUUUGCUGUCCAAGCAGAAGUCACAUUGCGAACAAACUUUUUUGCAACUAGGGAUGUUUGCAGAGAGUUGCUGCCCCUGAUGAAACGUAAUGGAAGGAUAGUGAACAUCUCCAGUGUCAUGAGUGUCCGAGCACUUGCCAGGUGCAGCCAAGAGCUACAGCAGAAGUUUCGGAGUGACACAAUCACCGAAGAGGAACUAGUGAAACUCAUGGAAAAAUUUGUAGAAGACAGCAAGAAGGGAGUGCAUGAGAAGGAGGGUUGGCCAAAUACUGCUUAUGGGGUGUCCAAAACCGGAGUGACCGUUUUGUCCAGAAUUCAAGCCAGGCUGCUGAAUGAGACGAGGAAAGGCGAUGGUAUUCUCCUGAAUGCCUGUUGCCCUGGGUGGGUCAGGACUGACAUGGCAGGUCCUAAAGCCACCAAAUCUCCAGAUGAGGGAGCUGAGACUCCAGUUUAUUUGGCCCUUUUACCCCUGGGUGCUGAUGGCCCUCACGGCCAGUUUGUUAGCGAAAAGAAAGUACAAAAGUGGUAGCUGUUCAGUUCUGCUUCUGGAUGUACACCUUGGAGAUUCUACAUACUUGGCUUGAUCUAGCAUUAAUAAUCCCAAUGCAGAACUGGCCUUCUCCACUGGAAUCUGCAGUAACAGUAAAGAUGCCUUGUAUAGCAAUGGGAGAAAGUGAUACAUAACUGCAUAUAUUGUCUGUUAAGAUCCCUGCCCAGUCACCUGUUUGGGGUAGAUGUAUGAGUGUAGCACCUUGUGAGCAGACUUUUGUUAUACAUGCUCUUCUCUGGAUUUAGGCAGGUAUUCCAGCUGUCUUGAAUGAUACAUGUUUUCAUAAUGUGGAUUUGUAAAUCACUUUGCAGUUUGAAUUUUAAAAUGUGUAUACAUUUGUUACGACUGCUCGGGUAACAAAUCCCAGUUUAGUUCAAGUGGAAUCAAGGAGGUGUAAGGCCCUGGAGCAUUCUGGUCAGUAAUUCCCACCCCACACCCCCUGUUGUGCAUUCCUGAGGUACUGUGAAGGGACAGCACAAGGGCAUCCUGUGAGCAACAAAAAUAACCAAGAGACACUGAAAUAAAUGUUAUCUUCUUCCUUGGCAGACUUCCCUCAAGCCCAGCAGACCUAUCCCAUUGUUCAAAGAAAGCAUUAGAGGAAAUCACUGAGUUUUCUCAGUGUCAGCUAGAAAAACACACACAAAAUCACCUCAUACCCAGACCCCUCCUUCUUCAAGGGAGUUGGAAGAGAAAAAGUGUCUUUAAAAGUCAAGGCUUGAGAGACCGGGGGGGGGGGAUAAUGGCAAACUGAGCUCCAACACAUGUAACUAUGCUCUCAAAGAACUGAACGUGGGACUGCAGGGACAGAACAGGCAGGGAUUGUGUGUCUCUGCACAAGCCUUGAGGCAAACAGAUUCCUUUCUGGUUUUGGGUCAGAGCUCCUUCACAUCACUUCAGCUGUAUUCCACUGUCCACUCCUGGGCCUAGGAUAGGUAAUCUACCUGUCACUCCUUAUAGUAAUAGGGUCCUCUGAUCUCUUUAGUUUAAAGUCAUGAAUGGGUUAAGAUAUUAAUGAUUAAUGCUGCCAUGCACCCAGUAAUUUUGUAAUGCUAGUCUUCUCUUUUCUCUCAAUAAAAGAAAGCUUUGCUUUAGUCUA